Molecule: messenger RNA, 4136 nt
Organism: Anopheles funestus (African malaria mosquito)
Lineage: Eukaryota; Metazoa; Arthropoda; Insecta; Diptera; Culicidae
Gene: Rab9
Product: ras-related protein Rab-9B
Exons: 3
Coding region: 1015-1716 (233 amino acids)
Biological process (GO): retrograde transport, endosome to Golgi
Cellular component (GO): phagocytic vesicle; late endosome; lysosome
Molecular function (GO): GTP binding; GTPase activity
Source: RefSeq, a predicted model, not a curated record
UAGGUAUCCAUUAUUCUCUUUCUCGUUCUUUUAUUUUUAUUGUAGAAGACGUACCUAUUUCGUGGUAAAUUAGCGUGUUCUUGAUGAUCUGUGAAUAGUUCACAGUUCGGUGUAACAUAAUGCCGUUAUAGUAGCAUAAAAGCAAGUGUUUUACUCAAUGUGUUUGUGUAGUGUGGUGUUGUUUUAAUGAAUCCCUUCAUUUCUUCUUCGCUGAGUGGCAUGUGAACAAAAAUCCAUCCCACCCCCACCACCAGUAGCUGCGAGGCGUAAAUAUUUUUGCAAUUUACAUGAUCACCACCUUCGUGCGGCGUAAAGUACACAGCUACAGACAGGUCCCAAAUGUUACGGAAUUCUGAUGUCAUCCGCGAAUUUUCAACGAACAUCCGGUUCGAUUGAUGGUUUUGUGUUUAUUGUUUAUGCUAGUGGUGCUGUUGUUGCUGGGCAAUGCAGUAUAAUGCUGCAUGGUUAAUUUGCUUUUGAAGGUGUAUGCAUUGGUGCUCUCGCGUUGUGUGGUGUCGUCUAUCCGUACCAGUGCGGCCGUGUGUCUGUGUGCUGCUGGAAGAUUGUUUGGAAUUGAUUGAGUUGGCGCUGGGUCAUAGUUGGGUAUCGUCGUCUUCGUCUCGGUGGUCAUCGCUGGUCGGAGCUUUUAUGCGCAUAAUAAACGAGAAGUGUCCACGGGAGUGUAGUAAACCGUGAGGGGUCAACGUCGGAUCGCCACAAGUGUUCGGUGCAUAUGUGUAUUUAUGAGUUGGUGGUCAGCACAGUCAUCAACGGCUGUAAAGUGCGCUCAGCACCCCGGAACGCGAACGUGAGGUGAAUAUUGCGAUCAAACACGGGUUAAGCACGGCGAAGCAUAAUUCUCCCGUCGAGGCCAUCCGCGUUUGUUCAUGGUUCAGUGCUUUGCAGCAUAAACAAUUCGAACGUUGUCUCAGUGCGCGAGCGAAAACAGCAUAAGACGCAUCUGGCGAACAAAGAAAUUAGGCGAGAAAGUAAGUAACAUCAUAGCAGUCCAGGAUGACGAACAUGAGACCGCCGAGUAAAAACAUACUGCUAAAAGUGGUCAUUCUAGGCGACGGGAAUGUUGGCAAAAGCUGUCUAAUGAAUCGCUUCGUCUCGAACUACUUCGAUGCAAACAGCUUUCAUACGAUCGGUGUGGAAUUUCUAAACAAAGACAUACAGGUGGACCAGGAACGGUUUACACUGCAGAUUUGGGACACAGCCGGCCAGGAACGGUUUCGUGCGCUAAGGACACCGUUUUACCGUGGUACCGAUAUCUGCCUGCUUACGUACGCGAUCAACGAUCGGGUCAGCUUCCGGGCGUUAGCCAGCUGGCGCGAUGAAUUCCUUCGAUACUACGACGUCAACCCGGACCACUUUCCGUUUGUGGUCGUUGGCACAAAGAAUGAUUUGCCACCGGCUCAACGGGAAGUUUCACCCGAAGAAGUAUCGCAGUGGUGCCAGGAACAUCACAUAACCGCAUACAUAGAAACAUCGGCCAAAUCGUCAGAAAACGUUGCGACCGCUUUCGCGCUGGCCGUACAGCAGUUUCGAAAGUUCGAACGAUCUACCGAACGAGAAUUACAUGCCCAGGGCCACGAUACGAUCGAUUUGAUGAAAAGUGUUAAUUUGACUGCAAAUCGUAAUCGGUUCUGUUGUGCCGGAAUUGGCCGUCCAACGGCAGCUACGAUGCAGGACGAUGACGAUUACCCACACUGAGAGGGCAACGGCUCGUGUCGUAAGAGUUAGAGGUUUAAAAAUUAUGUGAUAAGAGGUUCUGGUCUGGGAUUAGAGAAGAUAGAAUCAACAAAUGGACCGUGUGUCCUCUACUCUCAGAGUGAAGGACAGUGUAUAUUUGAGAAGUAGGAACAUGGGUAGAAAAACAACGUAAUCUGCACCCAAAAUGUGUCCUUUUACAGGAAAAGGAUUAGCUUUGGUGCACCGCAAUUAGCACCACUUUUGGUGAACGUCUUGGAGUUCAGAGCGAUCUUUCUCUGUACUGAGAGAAUUUUCUUUUGUAAAAGGAUUUUUUUUACAGAUUUUAGUCUCUAUAUGCAAAAACAGGUUUUCAACUAUUGAAACAUUAACUAAACAACACUAGCUACGUUGUGAUUGUCCAUUUGCUACAUGCUAGUUACAGUUCUUUACGCAUCACUGGUGUGUUUGUGUGCUUAUUUAAAACUUCAGCUGGCUGAGGUGAUUUUAGCGUACGUUUCAACCGCAAACAAGUGUCACAAACAUGGAAAGUGUGGAACACAAUCGGUAUGAUUGUUGUCCGUUUUGUGAAGAGAAGUUCCCUUGGUUGAAGUUGCAAGGUAGUUGCUCUUUAUGCAUGGUUUUUUCUUUUAAAGCUCUUCAACGCCUGGUAUUCGUUUUACAAGACUCAUGAUUUUGUUACAAUGAUUUUAAUUAUUUAUUUUCUGCCUUAUGAGUGUGCUUUAAGGGACAGAUAGGUUUCAAAGGAUAGUUUCAAAUAACUUUUUGGUUUUGAUGAAGUAUCAGUUCUCAUAAUCUUUUAGACUCAACGUGUCGUUGGCCUACCUUAAUAUGGUUUGCUAGAUAGUUGGUAUAAUCGAUUUUAUCUGAAUUUUCUAUAAAUGCUUAGGAUUUGGCAUAAUGAAAUUCGGUAUUUGUGAUAAAUCAAACUUGAACGGACUGGAUAGUGAAUGGUUAAUUUAAAUGAUCAAAUUUACCAGUUUAAUGUAGCAAUCAUAAUUUUCCAAAGGCCGUUCUUGCAUAACUCCCUAGUAGUACUGGGAAGGAAAUGCAAUUUAUUCCUUAACUUAUACUCUAGCCGGUUGGGCGAUGCUGUCAUAUAAGGCGGACUUCUCUACAUUAAGUCUUGUACCUAUCACCCAAACGAGUUUCCACCUGCAUCAUAUUGAGAUCGGAUUGCGAAAUUGUCGGAGUAAUUAUUCGUAAACGAUACAAAUGAUUUCUCAGUGUACAUUUGGGCUUCAUUAAUGCUGUGCUAAAAAACUAUAUAUACUUUAUGCAUAAAGUACAUUUCCCCCUCUCGCUCCCUCCUUAUAUUCGUCGGGGAGUGUUUCCUUUUUUGAUUAGAGCUUUUACUGUUUCUCGAACGGAACAGUCGUCGUUUUCGUAAUUCCAUACAUUUUCCUUCAGUUGCUAAUUCCUACAAUGUAUUGCAUACUUUUAGGCGCGUACAUCAACAUGUUUUGCAAUUUAAAAUAUUUUUGGAUUUAAAAAAAAAUCUUUAAUUAAAACAUCCGGGUGCUGAUAAAUUUGUAAUGGUUUUCAAUAGUUGUGUUUAAUGAUUUUUUUUUUAACAUCAUUGCAAUUUUUUAAGGUCCAUUAACAACUAUAUUUAUCUUUACCGUGCGUGCGAUUUAAGGUUGCCAGUUGUGGUUGUGUGCUUUUCGUUUUUCGUUCUACACACUAUUUAAUUAUCUUUUACAAUAGGUUAAAAGGACCUGCAAACAAACUAAUAUUUCGUACCUGAUAAAUCUGAACACUCAGCCGAGAUUGCGUCACUCUUUAUGCCAGAGUUUUUCUUUUCUGUUUUAUCUACUCACAUGGAAAGCUUUACACCGUAGCAACAACGAAACACAAUGCAUGCAUCAUAUCUAUAGCGAUUUUAUGGUCCCGUUAAAAGUUUUUUAAUUUAUACAUAUAUUUUCCCGAGACCCCCUAUAGAAACUGAAACGUAAAUUUGGAUUAGCGUUAAAAUAGUGAUGUUCUUUUUUACAUAUUUAAUACAUUCCGUUUGCCCGUUUUCCGUCUUUGUAAAAUAAUUCUAUUUUAAUGUAUUGAGUCAGUCGGUCGCAUGGCUUCCCAAAACGUAUGGUGCAUUUGCAUAGAGAUGCUUUUAUUGCGCGCUUAGAAAACCCUGUGAAUUCAUCAAAACGUGGGACAUGGAAUCGAACUAGAUAGAGUGAGAGAUUUUCUGUUUGUUUAGUAAUUAGACGAGGGCAAUAAGUGAAAAGACAGUGCAAAAAGGCGCGCGCGGUGUCUGGUGGGUAGGAUUUACGAAAAGCAUAGUAGUAGCAAGGAGAUGUAAGACAGAACAGAGAUGUGAAACGCUAUUUUGUAAUAAGCAUAUUAAACCAGUGCAAUCUGUAGCUUUGUACAGUCACGCACAUACACACUUGUAUAAUAAAGCAAAUUAAAAAGAAAAA